This is a messenger RNA of Acomys russatus (golden spiny mouse), 2103 nucleotides long. RefSeq names its product cytoskeleton-associated protein 5-like. The record is from RefSeq and is a predicted model, not a curated record. Gene Ontology annotation, molecular function: microtubule plus-end binding; microtubule plus end polymerase activity. Gene Ontology annotation, biological process: microtubule polymerization; centrosome duplication; establishment or maintenance of microtubule cytoskeleton polarity. Gene Ontology annotation, cellular component: microtubule plus-end; spindle pole; kinetochore. Lineage: Eukaryota; Metazoa; Chordata; Mammalia; Rodentia; Muridae.
AUGGAUAACUGGCUGCCCACAAAACUGAGUCCAAAGAUGGCUCUGCAGUGGAAUGUAUUUCCUGAUGAAGUGCCAGCUGUGCAGGUACCAGAAGAGGAAAUGCCAACUCAUAUCCACGGAGAAAUUAGUGAGCCUGGGAAACUCACGGAUGACAAAGGUUUUCCUUCUUAUGGGAAAGUUCCUAAAGAUCUGAUUGGCACUGCUCAGAAAAGAAACUACGAGUGCGUCACAUGCCUUGCUCCAGUCUCCCCACACCAGUUCACACUUUGGUUAAAAGCUGAGGUACACGUGGGAAAAGGUGGUCAGAGCACCGUCAAGGUGUCAGAAGAGCCUCCUCCAUUUCCACCCUUUGGGAGGCUGAGAUUCACACAGUGCAGAGUGGUGGCUACGUAUGUGCACAGAUCUGUGAGGCUUGAACAGAAAGCCGCUGUGCUCCGAAUGGAAGCGAGGCAGAUGUUGGAGGCUGAUGGGAGAGCUGCAGGCAUCCCACAAACUGGCAGACACGCAGGGAAAUACGGAGAGCACAAGUGGAAGGCGGAACCGACUGGUGCCCUAUUUAAACUGAUGGAUAAAUUUGAAGGAAAUAUACACGAGACAGGAAAGGAUGCACAGAGCGAACCUGUGGUUAAAUUUGAGCUAAUUACUGGACAGUGCUACUUCGCCUUCGCACGUUACAAAAUGACAGCAAAAGACGAGGAGGAGCCAGGUGCCAGCUUGCCUUCCCUGGGGCUGAUGAGAGUCCCAGCUGUCCUCUGUGGGCCCGGGCUGUUUACCUGUGCAGAGAUGUGUGGGCUGCAGUGUGCUCAGGGGACGUUUUUUUUUAAACCCAUCCUUAUUCCUGAACCUAAGAUCUGGGCUGUCUCUCCACAUUUUGAUGACACGUGCAGUAAUACAGCAUCCACAGUCAAUGUCAUUGUCUCCCAAGUAGCCAGUGGUCGCAUCAACACAAGGACCCAAGCUCUGACACAGACUGAUGAGGUCCUGAGGCGGGAAGACAAAGCUGAAGCUCUGUCUGGCCACGCGCAUCGGUUUCUGAUAGCAACAUCCAUGCAGCUAAGACUCGUGUACAGUGCACACAUGGCAGAUGAGAAGUUGGACAAGGAUGAAAUCAUCAAGUUAUACAGCUGUAUUCCUGGCAACACGAUUUCACGAUUUCAGAUAGAGAGCCUGGCCCGGGAGGCCUCCACCGGAGUACUGAAAGACCUGAUGCAUGGCCUGGUCACUUCAGCGCUGGAUGCUCGGGUUAAAGAUCUAGAGGAAGGGCAACAGCUGACUCGUUCUGUGAAGCUCUUGGUGGUGAAGGUUUGGGAGAAAUCAGACCAGGCCAGUAUCCUCAGUGCCCUGCGUGUUUUACUUCAGGACAGCCUGCUAGCAACAGCCAGCUCCCCCAAGUUCUCAGAGCUUGUUAUGAAGUGUCUAUAGAGAGUGGCUCGACAAUUGCCUGACACCAUCAACAGCAUUAACCUAGGCAGAGUUCUGAUGGGCAUCCAUAUUUUCAUGCAGGUCUUUCCCAAAGAGAAACUGAAGCAACGUAAAAGCCGAUUUCCUACAAGGACCUUAAAGACCCUUCUGUAUGCCUUAAGUAAACUAAAAGUACCUGAGAUCUCAGACCACCUUACAAUGACUGACAAAGAGUCUGAACUGGAGGCCCGCCUCUUUUGGAUGAUGGAGCAUAGCGUGGACCAGACUGGGAGCAAGUCUGAUAAGGAUACAGAGAAGGGAGCUUCUCAAAUAGAUGAGAAAUCAUCAAAAGCCAAAGUGAAUGAUUUCUCAGCUGAGACUUUUAAGAAGAUUGGCUCUAAAGAGAACACUAAGGAGGGCCUAGCAGAGUUAUGUGAAUAUAAGAAGUGUGCAGGUGCUGACAUUGAGUCAUUUCAGAAAAAUUGCUCAAAAUUCUUUCAGGGUUAUGUUGAGAGAGACCUCCAGGUGAUUGAGAUGGAGAGGGAAGGCAAAGGCCAUAUUCCCACUUCAACAGGCAUCUCUCCUCAGAUGGAGGACUGUGUGCCCACCCCGACAAGCACAGCAUCCUCUCUAGGUGACACAAAUGGAGAAGAAGUGGCCCCAUCUGUCUAUCUGGAAAAGCUAACAAUUCUCCGGCCUUGA